AUGAAUAAAAUCAAAAUUCUAGGCAGAUCAACUGAAACUAACUCUAAAUCUAUACUGUCUUACAUCAGAGAUCAAUAUGAAUUAUUAUACAAAGCAGAAUCUGUAAAGGAUAGCUUAAAAGAUAAAAUAAUAGAGAAUUUAGGUAAAAUUUCUACUGAGAACAAUAAUAAGCUAAUGGAAAGAAUAACCAAAGAAGAGAUUAUUCAGGUUAUUAAAGAGCUCUCUAAUAACAAGGCCCCUGGGAUGGAUG
This is a messenger RNA of Scutellospora calospora, 250 nucleotides long. The record is from the annotation of a GenBank genome assembly. NCBI's taxonomy places the organism in Eukaryota, Fungi, Glomeromycota, Glomeromycetes, Diversisporales, Gigasporaceae.